Messenger RNA from Ornithodoros turicata, 411 nucleotides. Its product is annotated as histone H2B-like. The transcript has 2 exons. The coding region runs from base 37 to 411 and encodes 124 amino acids. The record is from RefSeq and is a predicted model, not a curated record. Gene Ontology annotation, cellular component: nucleosome. Lineage: Eukaryota; Metazoa; Arthropoda; Arachnida; Ixodida; Argasidae. Gene Ontology annotation, molecular function: protein heterodimerization activity; structural constituent of chromatin; DNA binding.
UUCCUCUCCGAGUACGUUGCUGGAAGCACUGCCAUCAUGCCACCCCAACCUUCGGGCAAAGCGGUCAAGAAGGCCGGCAAGGCGCAGAAGAACGUCAGUGCCACGGACAAGAAGAAGAAGAAGCGCAGGAGGAAGGAGAGCUUCAGCAUCUACAUCUACAAAGUCCUGAAGCAGGUACAUCCCGACACGGGCGUUUCCAGCAAGGCCAUGUCCAUCAUGAACAGCUUCGUGAACGACAUCUUCGAGCGCAUCGCUGCCGACUCCUCGCGCCUGGCGCACUACAACAAGCGGUCGACCAUCACCAGUAGGGAGAUACAGACCGCCGUGCGCCUGCUGCUGCCCGGCGAGCUGGCCAAGCACGCCGUGUCCGAAGGUACCAAGGCCGUUACCAAGUACACGAGCUCCAAGUAA